Molecule: messenger RNA, 2838 nt
Organism: Drosophila gunungcola (fruit fly)
Lineage: Eukaryota; Metazoa; Arthropoda; Insecta; Diptera; Drosophilidae
Product: gastrin/cholecystokinin type B receptor
Exons: 3
Coding region: 873-2471 (532 amino acids)
Biological process (GO): neuropeptide signaling pathway
Cellular component (GO): membrane
Molecular function (GO): neuropeptide receptor activity
Source: RefSeq, a predicted model, not a curated record
UUAAAAGACUAUACACCUAGCUCCCUAUACUAUAUACUAUAUACAGUAUAUGUAUAUAUAUAUAUAACGAUAUACAUAUAUAUAUAUAUACAGAUGUUCGUGGCAAAUGUUGUGUGUGCGAGUGAGUGUGUGCGUGUGACUUCUGAUUGUGUUUGCCGUUUGCCAUUUGCCAUUUGAUUCCAAGUAUAUUCGAGUGCUUAGUUUUGUAAUUUGUAGCUAGCCGUUAAUGUUUGUAUAAACUGUUUCAUUGGUUUUCCCACGCUGCUUUACCGGAUAAUCGUUUUUUAGAUUUUAGCCUUAGCACUCCUAGUUUAAAGUUUAACGUUUAAAGUUAGUUUUUCAUAGGCUUUUGCUGUUAAGUUUAAACUGUAAACCGUAAACCUUAAAGUUCUUUUGUACAUUAAGCUUACAUUUAGCCCUACCUUAGAUAUAUACCAUUAUGAAUACAUAUAUGUGCGUUGAAAGCGUUGUAUUUUUUGAAGCCGAACUUAUGCAACCCAAAAGGAGGACAAUAAACAAAUGUGCUAUAAAAAAAAGAGGAGAGAAGAGUGUCGCAAAUAAAUGUGAAGCCGCAGCCAUAGAAAAUAUGAUUUUCGCAAGGUGUUUUACUCGCGCGAAAAGCUUUUGGGGCAUGAAUGGAAGAGUGAUUACCACUGAAAUCAUCCUUAUCAUCGUCAUGAUGGCGUGUGCAACGAGGUGCGCAAUGCGCAUAAUGACGACACUGGAUAGCAAUCUGAACGAUAAGCGGCCGGCGAUAGUGAAGCGUUAAACCCAUCGGCAGUCGCUGGCCAUAAAUCAGUCGGCAGUCUGUUCGCAGAAGCUUUCAGCUCCGGACCUCUUAACGCGGCAUACUUUCGGGCCAAGAGUUGCAAAUGGCCCUGCUCCACUACACUUUUGACCAGCUCGAGCUGUACUUAGAGUGGGCCUUUGCCAAGCAUGGCGAGGCUACCCCGAGCUCGGCUGCCCAGUUCCCCAAGUAUCCACCAUAUCCGGGCGUCUUUGUCGCCGAUCUCAGCCAGCUGAACCGCCUCAAGCGGAACUCCUUCUCCGCCGUGGUGGGCACUCUGUUCCUACUGGCCUUCACCGGCAAUCUGAGCACCCUGUACGUGAACUCCCGCCGGAAGCUGCGACCCUUCUUCCGAGCCUGCCUGAUUUCCCUGGCCUGCAGUGACCUCGUCUCCACUGUCUUCUGCACCGUGUCCUACAUGGCACAGUUCAACGCAGAGUAUCUGCAGCUUUGGACCAUUGGCGGCUUUAUGUGCAAGUUCGUGCCCUUCAUAACCACCACGUCGGUGUUGUCCGGCAGUCUGACCCUGGUGGCCAUUGCCCUGGAUCGCUACCUGGCCGUGAUGCGACCCGUGCUGGGCUUCUGGAGCCCCGACAUCCGCUUCAGUAGCCUGAGCAUGCUGCUCAUUUGGGCCUGUGCGAUCGGGUCCUCUGGCCCGCUGCUGGGGAUCUACGCGUACAAGGUGAUCUUUCUGCUGGACGUGGAGGACUCGUCGGAGGAGAGUGGGGAGCUUGGGAACACCCCAGUGCCGGAGGAACUGAUGGUCACCGAGCUGGAAAUGGCCCAUAUGUGUGUGGCCGGGGACCACGAUGUCGGACUCUACUACGUCAUUCUGUUCACCCUGAUUUUUCUGCCCUGCAUAGUGUCCUUUCUCUGGCUGAAUGCCACUAUUGCCAGGCAGCUGUGGCUGCGACGGCACUUCCACCAGGAGCAGCAUGUCCGGGAGCAGGAGCCCAGAGAGGGUCAAUUCAAGUCAAUGGGAAACGUGAAUGGAGACCUCCUGAUGCCCACCACCCUGGUCAGUGCCGUGGGUGUGGCCCUGCCUUUUGCGCUCGAGAAGAGCUCGCUGCCGCCCAAGACUCCCAUAAAUCCUGUGAAUGUAAAGAGAACCACACCUACUGCCUUGGCCAGGGAGGCCAGACACCGGAGGAUGGUGGUGGUGGUGCUCCUCAUGAUGGCCGUCUUCAUCUGCCUGCGACUGCCCGCCUGGGUGUUCCUGAUCAUGCGGCUCUAUGGCUCCUACUCGGAGCCCAUCGACUGGCUGCUGUACUUCAGCUUUGGCAUACUAAACUUGUUUAGUUGCGCAUUGAAUCCGAUUUUCUACACCUUUCUCACCCAAACCAUUCGCACAGUGUCGCUGGUGAGGCAGAAAGUCCGCCGUUUCUUUGGCUGUGCCACGAGAGAAGCUCAGGACACCAUGCCCGAGGAUCAAAUGGCUAAGAGCAGGUGCUGCUGCGGCUUGCGUCCGCCCACUUUCUCCUGGCGUUGCCAUCCAAACCGCCGGGAUGUGCCACCACCCACCAACGCUGUAAACCGGGAUGUGGAGCAUCCAGAUCAGAUCUCCGGCGAAGGGCAGCCGGAUCCGAGUAGCCUGCGGCGAUUCCUCAGCUUCAAGCGGGAAGUGUUCACCAUUUACAAGCAGUGCGAUGACUCGUCGAGUGCGUCAAUCGAGUCCUCCGCCUGAUAGACCACCAUACGCUAAUAAAUCACUCGGAUUGUCGUUUUGUCGUUUUUUCGGAUACGGGAGCCAACGGUUAGCAGAACUUGAUUGAUGGAUCCAACCCCGCAAAAAGCGGUUUGUCACGGUGGGUAUAUCACCAAUAGAUACACAUAUGAGCGCACAUAUUAUGUACCUCAUUAAACGUGUAAAUACGAGGAACAAAGCGAAUGGGUGUGGGCAACUAACUAACCAUUAACACAUACCAUAAUCAAGAUCAGAGAAGGUCUAAGUCAUUAUCGCAGCGAAAACUGAAGCCCAAUUUGAGACAUUUUAAAAACCAAAAGCAAAGUGGCUACAAUUAAUUUGUGUUUAUGUACAACAAGAUGCACUU